Molecule: messenger RNA, 1338 nt
Organism: Wallemia ichthyophaga EXF-994
Lineage: Eukaryota; Fungi; Basidiomycota; Wallemiomycetes; Wallemiales; Wallemiaceae
Product: MAP kinase kinase skh1/pek1
Exons: 3
Coding region: 1-1338 (445 amino acids)
Biological process (GO): protein phosphorylation
Molecular function (GO): protein kinase activity; ATP binding
Source: RefSeq, a predicted model, not a curated record
AUGGCAUUCUUACCUCCGAAGAAGCCAUCAAGGAAGCCAAUGCCGAAGCUUGAAAUACCAAAGCUCGAUAACGCUCCUGGGAUGAGUUAUCAGCUGGAUACGCACGACGCGCGAAAACCAUCUCUAUCGCUAGCCAUACCAUCAAAUGAAGAAUUGCAGCCAUCACAGCCAUCUUCUUCAAAUCUCGACUACGACAAGACAGUCUACGCAGCACCCGCUCCACCUCCUCGACCACCCAAACCACAGGAUUUGGAAAUACCACUGGGCGACGAUUACGACAUGAACCCGCGUGAUCUCGCUGUCAUCGAUAAACUUGGUGAGGGCGCUGGUGGCUCCGUCGUUAAAGUCAAGCAUAAGCUCACAGAUAUGGUGAUGGCUAAGAAAUCCAUGUCAACUUCCCCGGAUCCUGCCAUCCACAAACAGCUACUGCGUGAGCUAUCAUUCUUAAAGCACUGCCAGCAUUCAACUAUUAUCAAAUACUACGGCGCUUAUCUAACUUCAGAAAACACGGAAAUCGACGUAUGCAUGGAGUACGCAGAGGGUGGCAGUCUCGACAGAAUCUACAAACAUAUACGUAAGAGACAGGGAAGGACUGGCGAGAAGCCACUCGGGAACAUUGCUUUCAGCGUCCUCCGAGGGCUCGAAUAUCUCCACAGCAAGAGAAUCAUUCACAGAGAUAUCAAGCCAUCGAACAUUGUCAUCACGCGGAAUGGUCAAGUCAAGCUAUGUGACUUUGGUGUAUCUGGAGAACUCCAAGGUAGUAUAGCAGAGACAUUUACCGGUACUCAGUUCUAUAUGGCUCCUGAACGAAUGGAUGCAAAAGGACAGGGAUACAGAGUAAAUUCUGAUGUUUGGUCGCUAGGACUCACACUGCUCGAGGUAGCCAUGAACAGAUAUCCGUACCAAGAAGCCAACGAAGAGCCUCUGGGCCCGAUAGAGCUGAUAAAUAUGAUCACGCUAUCCAAACCACCGGAACUAUCAGAUGAGCCAGAAAUAGGUCUCAAAUGGUCGUCUGGCAUCAAGGCAUUUGUGAGAAAAUGUCUAGAUAGAGAUCCAGCAACGCGUCCAUCGCCUUCUCAACUCCUCCAAGAUAGCUGGGUGAAAAAGACGAGCCAGAAAUUCCCUGCUGAUCGUUUGGCAGUUUGGCUGGCUCAAGUGUGGGAAUGGGAAAUACCUCUAGUCAACACGCCUCCAACUCAAACUAAACCGCUGAAACUCGAGAAAAGAGCGCAGCAACCUAUGUCCGCACGCUCUGCUAACUCUGCCACAUCAUCGCGCUCUUCACAAACUCAGACACCUUACCAAGACAAAAACAUAUACUACAAUCUUAAUGACUAA